Molecule: messenger RNA, 1344 nt
Organism: Penicillium daleae
Lineage: Eukaryota; Fungi; Ascomycota; Eurotiomycetes; Eurotiales; Aspergillaceae
Product: N amino acid transport system protein
Exons: 3
Coding region: 1-1344 (447 amino acids)
Biological process (GO): amino acid transmembrane transport
Cellular component (GO): vacuolar membrane
Molecular function (GO): amino acid transmembrane transporter activity
Source: RefSeq, a predicted model, not a curated record
AUGGGCUUCGACGAUGUCUCCAGUGGUCAAGACUCCAACAAAAUCAUGGAGUCUGACGGCCAGAAGAAUGCCUACGACGCCCCACCGCCAUUCGAGAAGGAUAUGCUCGGCGAGAUGAGCGAGGUGGAGCGCCACGGCAUCAAGAAGUUCAGUCGUCUCGGCUGGAAACGACUCACCGUGGUUCUCAUCGUCGAGGCCAUUGCCCUCGGAAGUCUGUCGAUUCCCUCGACGUUUGCCGCCCUGGGGAUGGUGGCUGGUGUGAUUUCUUGUGUCGGUCUUGGUCUGGUGGCCAUCUAUACUAGUUAUAUCGUCGGCCAGGUGAAGCUGGCUUUCCCAGAGGUUGCCAACUACGCCGAUGCAGGUCGUCUGAUGUGGGGUCGCUUCGGCUAUGAACUCAUCAAUCUGAUGCUCGCGUUGCAGUUGAUCUUCUUAACGGGAUCUCACUGUCUCACCGGAACCAUUGCCUUCCAGAACAUUACCGAAAGUGGCAUCUGCUCGGUCAUCUUUGGCGUGGUGUCCGCCAUCAUCCUGCUUUUGCUGGCUAUCCCGCCUAGUUUCACCGAGGUCGCUAUUCUCGGCUACGUGGAUUUUGUAUCGAUCGUGUUCGCUAUUGGUAUCACGAUCAUCGGCACCGGAGUCCAGGCGACGAACGCUCCCGGUGGCCUCGCUGCUGUGAACUGGUCUGCUUGGCCCAAGCCUGACUUGACCUUUACCGAAGCGUUCAUUGCGAUUUCCAACAUCAUUUUCGCCUACAGUUUCGCCAUGUGCCAGUUCUCCUUCAUGGAUGAGAUGCACACCCCCGCGAUUUCGUCAAGUCGAUCUGGACACUGGGAUGUGAAGAGCCCGGCGCUCCUCUCCGCAGGCGGUACCCUGAGUCGAGUGGCCUUUGGCGUGGCCCUUCCCGUGAUCUUUAUCAGUGGAUCGAUCAACACGGUGGUCUUUGGGCGCUUGAUUCACGGUCGCAUCUUUGCCAACUCCCCAAUCCGGUUCAUCAACACCAAGAUGGGCUGGCUCACGUGGCUGGGUGUCAUUACCGCAGCCACCAUCAUCGCCUUCAUCAUCGCGGAGGUGAUUCCAUUCUUCAGUGAUUUGCUUUCGAUCUCGUCUGCCUUGUUCAUCUCGGGUUUCAGCUUCUACUUCCCCUCGCUGAUGUGGUUCCUUCUCAUCCGCAAGGGCAGCUGGACGGAGCCCCGGAAUCUGAUCCUGACCAUCAUCAACGGCUUUAUUCUGGUGAUUGGCCUGAUCAUUCUGGUGGCCGGUACUUACUCGAGUAUCGAUGAUAUUAUCAUCAACUACAGGACUGGCUCCGUGCGUGGCGUCUUCACAUGUGCUCCCUUGGAGUAG